This is a messenger RNA of Myxocyprinus asiaticus (Chinese sucker), 4335 nucleotides long. RefSeq lists its product as uncharacterized. NCBI's taxonomy places the organism in Eukaryota, Metazoa, Chordata, Actinopteri, Cypriniformes, Catostomidae. The transcript has 4 exons. The record is from RefSeq and is a predicted model, not a curated record. Bases 265 to 2094 code for a protein of 609 amino acids.
CUCCAGCAGAACCAGACGAGCCACUUCACACGCGAUUCUCUCUUUAUAAACAGAUUUUCGCACACUUUAUAGAGAUAAAACUGAAACGACACUCGGGUUAUUCCUAUAAUUACAUCUGGCGAACAGUUGCGGAUUGUUUGGGUUUGAAUGUAUCAUGUGAGACCGGACAGUUGGGUGUGUAGAAAUGUUUGGAUCAUUUCACACGACCCCUGACCUUUACUGCUCAACCCAUUCAUAUGACGCCGUGCCCUUGAUGCUGUAAUCAUGGAUGUUCAUGUGCACAACAGUCGGACGGUUCAUUAUGGGCUGAACAACUAUCAGAACACUCAUACUGUAAAAGAUGAUCUACAGUUCCUCAGUCUUGAGGAACGUGAGUGUAUUAUGUUCUUUGAGGAGACAAUCGAUUCACUAGAAGAGGAGCUAGAAGAUGAGGGGGCGGGAAUAGCUGCACGUAGCCACACACCUGCAGAGAUGCAGCGAGCGCCCAUUACAGCCCGACCUCUCUGCCCUGGAGAUCAUGACAUCAUUGACCUGGUGCACCCUACACCUGAGCCCAACAAACAUACAGACUCACUGCCAGAUUUCCAAGAGCUGGUUAUAGCCCCAGAGACCCAUUUUGAGAUGAAGGCCAAUCGUGACCCCAUGGUGAAUUUCCCCCCAGAGGAGGGUGCACACCAGCCCCCACCUGGUUCUGUUCCCACCCCUGUAAUAAUCGCCAGUAAGAUCGCGGAGCACCAGGGUAUGGGCGGGGCCUUAACGGUACCUUCAAUUCUAAUCCAGCGAAGCAGCAGUCUGGAGUUACCGCAGAACCCCUUGACCAAACACGGCCCUCCGACUCAUGCCAAGCCAAUGCAUCUCCCAGACAACAUUAGCUUGAUUCUUGGCAGCCGAGAACACAUUCCCCAUUCCAUCGCCACAGAAGCUGUCAGUGUGCAGGAGCGGCGGGCGCAGAUGCUUGCUAACCUCCCUGGCUCCGCACACCCUCUGGAGGGAGGAGAACCAGACUGUGUACGCAAACUUCCCAUGCGGAGUGUGUCAUUCAGAGAUCCAACGCCGGACAAGUCCAGGAUGGAGGCGCUCUCAAAGCUUGGGCUCGUGAGGAACCGAGCGCAAUCGGCCAUGCAACCAUCUCCUAGGGACUCGAUUGCAGAAGACGUCAGCUUUAAGACCAGCACAAAUACAGUUCAGACAAAUUUCAAGAGUGAUAAUGCACCUAUACACACCUAUAACACUUCCAGUAGUGUUCAUGCUCCAAACAUUGCUAAUACUUCUAACACUUCCAAGAGUUUGAAUGACCACAACAUGGCUAAUACUGCAAAUACCACAACAAACAAGGCCAGUACCCGCAACGUUACCAGUACAGCUAACAUAAUUACUGACGUACCCACUAUGACCAAUGGCUUGGACACCACGGACCACUGCCAAACCAGCACUGUUACCAAACAGGACAAGUCUAGCCCCUCACCAGCACUUACAAGUACUGAGGUCACACACAGUGAUUUCAACAGUUAUGGUGGUAAGAGUAUCACCUUGAACCCCACAGUGUCCAUUAGGGCUGAGUAUGCCCCACCUCAAAGUGCCACAGCCACUUCCUCUCCCAAAAAAGAAGCUUCAGAGGUACAACUCAACAGUUUCGGUGGUUUGUCCAGAGUCAUGAAUCCAUCCGUAGUGCACAGAGACCAGCCACCUAGCCCGAGCCACAUCAGCCACCUAAACACAUAUGGAGCCCGAUCAAAAACCUUCUCACCUGUAAAAGAGGACAACUCGGCUGUAAGCUCACACCCUGGAAGCAGGACCACUGACAGAGAUGUACCUACAAGAAAGGUGACCUCCUCACACUCUAAAGCACCUUCCCAGCCAGUUGUGACCAGACAACCUCCCACUCCAGCUCCAAAACCACCUCGCCACUCAAGUCCUCUGAGUCUCACCAGGAUGAGAACCAGUCCUCCACCCUCAGAGUUACGUCACAAACCAUCGCCAAAGCCAUCCUUCCGCACACAGGGAAUAACAGUCCAGUUCUCUGGGAAAGGAGCCACAGAUGAAGCCAGACGUGAUGCGCUACGCAAACUAGGAGUGCUGAGGGAUACUUCUUAAAAGUUCCCAAACACAAGAGAGACUACAGUUUUAGAUGUGGUGAAGACUCGUGAUAAGCUAUAAAUAAUUAAAUCAAUCAAUCAUAUAUAUAUUGUUGCAUUACUGGCAUUACCUUGUUUGCAGGCUCAAAGUCCAGAAGUUCCUGGGAAUGUUUAGGUCAAAAGUCGACAAGAUUUAUAGCCAUCUGUUGGACACUAGCUAGCCUUUUUAAUUGAGUUUAAAGAACUUUAGGGAAAAAAAUCAGGACUAACAGGCUUGGUGUGUGCUUGUUUUGCUUGCUAAGUACCACCAGAUCAAAUUUCUUGCUUGACAUGAGGAAGAAAUCGAAAAAUUCUAUUGUAGCUGAACAAAGUUAGCCAUUACCUUUCCCAUUCAUGUAAAUGGCAGUUGCUUGGGGUGCCAUCUUUCCUUCAAGUGCACCCUUCUUCUUUUUGAGCCAAUCAACUGAGCCGUAAAUGCCAUGUGACUGCUCAGUCUGUUUGAGAACUCUUUGCAGGGAAAAGGCUGGGACAUCUUUUUUACUCCGUUAAAAGCCCUCCAAGAAAUCCGGGCACUAAUGAAAAAUGUAUUUAGUCAGACUACAUCCAGACUACUUUUGGAUUUCCGUCCAUAAUGAAAGAUGCUUUUUUUGCCUUCAUAAUGGAGUAAUUAUGGCAUCCACCAGCAAUUGAAGCUAACUGGCAAGCCAUGACCCACUGAAAGAAGUUUUCUGUUUGUUGUUGGCAAUUCUAAUUAAAUUAUAUACAGUUAUAAGAAACAAAUCUGCCAGCUAAAACUCAACUACAUUCAUUUAGCAGAUGCAUUAAUCCAAAGUACAGGAAUCGAAGCCAAGCUUUCCCAACUGAGCUACGUGCUCGUCCUGACACAUUUUUGCAACUUUCAAUGUACUUUCUAUAAAAACUAAUGAACAAACUCACUAUUAUAAGAACUAACUAUCCUUAAAAACAUUACUAAUGUUAAAAAACAAAAUACCCCUACCUUACCAUAUCAGCUGGGAUUUGGACCUGGAACCCAAGGUUUUGUAGGGUGAUAUGUUACAGAAUGAGCUAUAAGUUACCCAACUUUGAGCAAUUCUCAUUGGACUCAUGUCUUUAACUAAACACCUUUUACUAAGUACUUUUAACCAAAGAUGACAAACUCUGAAGUCCAAAUACUAAAAGCAAAACACUUCAGAGAGAUGGGUCAGCUUAGCUGUAAUGGGUCAGUUUGUGGUUUUAAAUCUCUGCUGUUUGUCAUUGCAAUGGAUGAUGUAGAUAUGUUCUCACUGGCUUGGGUCAGAUGAGAUGAAUCUUCACUUUUAGCUUCUGAAGAGUUUGAGGAUUUGGAUAACAUAUGCUCAUGAGAUGUUGUUUGUUACCAUGCUUAAGUUAUUAGACUAUGUUCUAGCAAUUAAAUACAGGUCAGUUUAUAGAAUGCAUAUAUACAUUUACACUUAGGAUGUGCAUGAGUCUACCUUGUUCUUUGUAUUUACAUUGUAUACACAUUUAUUCUUAUAGCUGUCUUGUGUUUGAUAGCUCUGAGGAGGAUCACCUGGUGUAAAGUAGCCAGACCAAUCACAUUGGUUUUCUGUUCAGGAGUUUACAAAAGAAAUACCUCGCAGAGAAAUAUCUUGCAUAUUGUCUUUGUCAUAUUGUGCGCAAACAGAUGUACAGCAGCUAGUUUCUAUGAUAAUGUAUUUAUUCUGAUGACAAAAUGCUUUCAUGUUGUGUUGUGUGCUGGACAUUGGGAGUCUAGCCUGUCUUCGCCUCUGCUUUCACAGACCACAGAAAAUCUUGUAAACUGAGUGUAUUUUCAUGUUUAGUUCCUCCCAUGCCAAACCACAAGGAUCCAAAUCUAGAUCCCGCUUCGUAAUGAAUCAACAGCUUUAGUUCAGUGUGUGUGUGUGUGUGUGUGUAUGUGUGUGUUUGCAAUGUGGAUUUCAGUACGAAUGAGUGUUGUAAUGAGUAAAUGUAACAGGGUAUGUUUGCGAUGAGUGUUUUUUUUUUUUUUUUGGGACUCCGGUUUUUUGGCUUUAAAUAAAGCAGUAUUUGAAGGACAUAGAAUGCAUGUUGUGAAUGCGUGACACACACACACACUGUAAAAUCAAAAAUGCAUGGUUUCUUCUCACCUCUUUAUGUAAACGUGAACUCUGCUGGAAGUAAUAACACUGAAUAUUUUUUCCUUUCAGUGGUUAUGAUCUGUAACAUUCAGUUGUGUUGUUUCUGAAUAAACACAAUUAAAACCCAUCAGGAUUGUCUGUGC